GAAUAGAAAGCAAACCAUUUAGUGUGCUGUGCUAACAUGGCGAAUUUUCUUGGUCAUCAACAUCAUUAAUAGUAGCAAGUUGAGAAUUGGGAAUUUGUUAUGGGAUUUUUCUCAGCAAUUGCAAUAUUUUACUUUUUUGACAAAUUUUAUUUCCUGCACUUAACUUAGUUGUUGUUUAUAAAAAUGAGCGUCGACGCAUACGGACCGAGCUCUCAAACGCUCACGUUUCUGGAUACUGAGGAGACAGAUCUUAUUGGUGCUGAUACUCAGGGUUCUGAAUUUGAAUUUACUGACUUUACUUUACCUUCACAAAGUCAAACGCAAGCCUCUCAACAUGACCACGGUUUAGCUUCGUCAAACCAGGUCAACGGCUUAGGAAGAUCCGAUCUAACUUCGAAAUUAUCAAGUGUAACUAAUGCAAUAGCAGAAUUGCAAUUCGAGGAAGAUGAUGAAGCUCUGUAUAGCAGCAAAGAGUUGCCUGAUCAUGCAUGCAAAUAUUGUGGCAUACACGACCCAGCCACUGUUGUUAUGUGCAACAUCUGUAGUAAAUGGUUCUGUAAUGGACGUGGCAAUACAUCAGGGUCCCACAUAAUUAACCAUUUAGUGAGAGCAAAACACAAGGAAGCUGCAUUACACCGUGACGGCCCUUUGGGAGAGACCUUACUUGAGUGUUAUUCUUGUGGAGCUCGGAAUGUUUUUGUUCUGGGAUUUAUACCAGCGAAAGCGGAUUCCGUUGUUGUGCUUCUGUGCCGACAACCUUGUGCUGCACAAAGUUCGCUGAAAGAUAUGAAUUGGGAUCAAGAGCAAUGGAAACCGUUGAUAUCGGAUCGGGCUUUCCUAUCCUGGCUCGUUAAAGUACCAUCUGAAGCUGAACAAAUGAGAGCUCGCCAGGUAACACCACAACAAAUUGGACGACUCGAAGAGCUUUGGAGAGAUAAUGUGGACGCCACAUUCCAAGAUUUGGAGAAACCAGGAGUUGAUGAAGAGCCACAUCAAGUGUUGUUGAGAUAUGAAGACGGGUAUCAAUAUCAAAAUAUAUUUGGUCCUUUGGUUAAAUUAGAAGCUGAUUACGACAAAAGAUUAAAGGAGUCACAAACGCAAGAAGGAAUUGAAGUCCGUUGGGAUGUGGGACUCAAUAAGAAAACAAUUGCUUACUUCACUUUGGCUAAAACUGACAGUGAUAUGAAACUCAUGCAUGGUGAUGAAUUGAGAUUGAGGUAUAUUGGAGAACUUCACAAAGCGUGGUCAGGCGUGGGUCACGUGAUAAAGGUGCCAGACAACUACGGCGACGAUGUAGGGCUUGAGUUGAAAAGCGGCGCCGGCGCACCACUCGACUGCACUUCCAAUUUUGUGGUCGAUUUUAUAUGGAAGAGCACGUCUUUUGAUCGAAUGCAACUAGCUUUACGCAAAUUCGCGGUGGAUGACUCGUCUGUAUCGGGGUACAUCUACCGCCGUCUACUCGGCCAUGAAGUGGAGGAAGUUCUGUUCCGUGUUCAUUUACCGAAACAUUUCAGCGCACCUAAUCUACCCGAUCUUAAUAGAUCACAGGUAUAUGCUGUGAAACACGCACUUCAACGCCCCUUAUCGUUGAUCCAAGGUCCUCCCGGCACAGGUAAAACUGUUACAUCGGCGACUAUUGUAUAUCAGCUUGUAAGACAAAAUGGUGGACCUGUUCUCGUAUGUGCGCCAUCAAACACAGCGGUUGACCAGCUUACUGAGAAGAUCCAUCGAACUGGACUGAAAGUAGUUAGAUUAUGUGCCAAGUCGCGUGAAGCAAUGGAGUCCUCGGUAUCAUUUUUAGCACUACACGAACAAGCACGUGCUUUGGGUUCAGCAGAUAGUGAAUUGCGCAAGUUAACUAGAUUAAAGGAAGAAGCCGGGGAACUGUCGGCGGCUGAUGAAAGAAGAUAUAGAGCAUUGCGUAGAGCGGCAGAACGUAGACUUCUCGAUGCUGCCGAUGUUGUUUGUACAACUUGCGUCGGAGCGGGCGAUCCUAGAGUUGCUCGCAUGCGAUUUCAAUCUAUUCUCAUCGACGAGGGCAUGCAAUCUACGGAACCUGAAUGCAUGGUACCCGUUGUUCUUGGUGCUAGACAACUUAUACUGGUAGGAGAUCACUGUCAGUUGGGCCCGGUCGUAAUGUGUAAAAAGGCGGCGAAAGCUGGUCUCAGUCAAAGUCUUUUCGAAAGAUUAGUUGUUCUUGGAAUUCGUCCAUUCCGCCUUGAAGUUCAAUAUCGCAUGCAUCCAGAACUUUCGCGAUUCCCCUCAGAUUUCUUUUAUGAAGGAUCGCUUCAGAAUGGCGUCAGCGCUGAAGAGAGACGCCUUCACAAAAUUGAUUUUCCUUGGCCGAGACCCGAUAGACCUAUGUUUUUCUAUGUAACACAAGGACAAGAAGAAAUCGCGGGAUCAGGGACAUCUUAUCUGAAUCGUACUGAAGCCGCCAAUGUGGAAAAAUUAACAACUCGCUUCUUAAAAGCCGGUGUCAGACCUGAGCAAAUAGGCAUCAUUACACCUUAUGAAGGACAACGAUCUUAUUUAGUGCAACAUAUGCAGUACCAAGGAAGUUUGCACGCCAAAUUAUACCAAGAGAUCGAGGUCGCCAGCGUCGACGCUUUCCAAGGUCGUGAAAAAGACAUCAUAAUCAUGUCGUGCGUCCGUUCUAACGAGCAUCAAGGAAUUGGAUUUUUAAGCGACCCGCGCCGUUUGAACGUAGCUCUAACCCGCGCAAAAUAUGGUCUCAUCGUGGUCGGCAACCCAAAAGUUUUAAGUAAACAGCCACUGUGGAACCAUCUGCUGGCGUUUUACAAGGAGCGUCGCGUGUUAACCGAAGGGCCCCUGUCCAACCUGAAAGAAUCCGCAAUACAGUUUGCGAAGCCGAAGAAACUGGUGAACGCCCAGAACCCCGGGUCGCACUUCAUGUCGACGUCCAUGUUCGACGCGCGCGAGGCGAUGGUGCCGGGCUCGGUGUACGACCGCGCGCGGCCGCUGCGCGACCCGCUCGCGUACGUGGGCCCGGAGCGCGCCGCCAUGCUGCACGCGCCCGUGCCGCCCGCCGCCUUCUCGGCGCACCGCGGCCUGCAGCGCCCGCCCGCCGCCGGCCUGCAGCGCGGCGGCAGGAAGCGGCCGCCGCGCCUGUCGCAGGAGCCGCUGUCGCAGCAGCCGCCGCUGUCGCUGUCGCAGGGCGCGUCGCAGCCGGACUUCAGCCAGGAGUCGGCCGCGCCGGACUGCCCGUCGCAGCCGGACGGGCUGCUGUCUCAAGACUCCACGUACCAGGGCGGGUUCCGCGCGCGAUGCAGCCAGUACUGAGAGCAGCGGGCGGACCGCCGCGGGCCGCGCCGCUUCAGCCGACCUCGCUCCCUCGGGGAGACACGGGACCGACGAGAGACGCCGACGCACCGUGAACCGGACCGACGCCCGCCCGGCGCCGGGUGACAGACGCUCCCCGGGCCCGAGGGCGCGCGGCGAGGGGCCUGCCUCGCCCCGGUCGCGCCGGCGGCGGGAUCGCGAGCAGCUCCCCGCCCGAACAUCUCGAGAGUGUAGUGCACCUUACGACACGGGCUAGGUUUACAUUUCAUCGUUACGGGGAUAGUAUAUUGAAUGUUCGACCUCCAUUCAUUUGUUAUAUUGAGCGUUUCGAUAUCAGUGGUCGUAAAUAGUCAUGCGAAUUAAGUCGAUGUGACGACCAUCAAGCACAAACUAAAAAUUUAUGUUCCCACAUUAUUCUAAUAAUCUCUUUGUACCCUUCGAAUCGUACGGGGUACGAGAAUCAUUAAAUCGCCCAUUAAAAAGUAUGUAGGUUUAUUAUUUCUAUAUUAUUUUAAAAAAACAAAAAAAAAUAUCAAUUAGCCAGUUAGCAUUAUUCAUAAGGGCAUUGUAAGUGGUUUAUGUUCAUUUCGCUAUCACUCAUAUUAUUGACAUUAACAAAUUGUUAAGUCAGAAUCUUCUAGACAAUAUAUCAGCAAUAAAUACUUCAUUGUUUUUCCUUCUACAAUUUAACCUAUAUAAACGUUUCUUUAACACAUGCUUACUCCUAAAAUUUAUUCUACCGAAUGUUAAGUGAGAGCUUUCAUGUGAUAUGUAUUUAAUUUUUCGAGACUAUUUUAACUUACCUACGCAAUGUAUCAAAUUAUCUAUUAACAAUUUCCUGCCCUUAAUAGACAUUUAGAGAAAUAGAUAUUAUACGAAAUAGUAAUUUUAUAUAAUUCUAUAGACGUGUUGAUCAAAUUCGUUAUUGAAAAAUUUAAAGUUAAUAUUUUUUUUUUGUAGAAAAUGAAAUUAUGAAAACCGUUUGUUCAAUGAUUUGUGAUUUUAAUAAAAUCGAAUGCCUAAAAAUAACUUUUUAAGUGUAAAACUGUUUAGUAUAAAAUAUAUUGACGUUUUUCCUGUUACUUUUAUGAAAUUUCCUUGUUUUUAUAAGAACUUAUUUUAUAUUGUGAGGGAAAAUCAAUAAAGGUUCUAUCAUCAA
Messenger RNA from Colias croceus (clouded yellow), 4462 nucleotides. It is a transcript of the gene Upf1, whose product is annotated as regulator of nonsense transcripts 1. NCBI's taxonomy places the organism in Eukaryota, Metazoa, Arthropoda, Insecta, Lepidoptera, Pieridae. Bases 184 to 3303 code for a protein of 1039 amino acids. Gene Ontology annotation, cellular component: cytoplasm. Gene Ontology annotation, biological process: nuclear-transcribed mRNA catabolic process, nonsense-mediated decay. The record is from RefSeq and is a predicted model, not a curated record. Gene Ontology annotation, molecular function: RNA helicase activity; hydrolase activity; zinc ion binding. The transcript has 10 exons.